This is a messenger RNA of Rodentolepis nana, 489 nucleotides long. Lineage: Eukaryota; Metazoa; Platyhelminthes; Cestoda; Cyclophyllidea; Hymenolepididae. The record is from the annotation of a GenBank genome assembly.
AUGUCUCAGAGGCGACUUCAAAAAGAAGUACAGGAUAUUCUUGCUAAUUCACCAGCCAACUGCUCCGCUGGACCUGUGAAUUUUGAUGAUCUGUACCAUUGGACUGGAACUAUAAUUGGUCCGGUAAGUCACGUUAGCAUGUUAAGAGACUAUUUCGAAAAGGCAAAUAGCCCCUAUGAAGGUGGAUUAUUCUAUCUCGAGAUACGAUUCCCUACUGAGUAUCCUCUUAGACCCCCAAAGGUUCAAUUUACGACAGAGGUCUUCCAUCCAAAUAUAAGCCAGAAUGGUCAAAUAUGCUUGGAUAUACUCGGCCCAAAAUGGUCACCAGCUUUCAACGUUUCAAAAAUACUUCAAUCUCUCUGCUCCUUGUUAUCAAAGCCAAACUUGAAUGAUCCCUUAUCUCCGGAUGUCGCAGACCUCUACACAAACAACUAUGAGUCAUUUUUAGAGAAAGCUAAAAACCAUACUCAAAAAUACGCAGUUCAAUAA